Messenger RNA from Exophiala mesophila, 1444 nucleotides. RefSeq lists its product as uncharacterized. The record is from RefSeq and is a predicted model, not a curated record. The transcript is spliced from 2 exons. Lineage: Eukaryota; Fungi; Ascomycota; Eurotiomycetes; Chaetothyriales; Herpotrichiellaceae. Bases 139 to 1335 code for a protein of 398 amino acids.
CGGUCACACUUGGAGGUGCUCCAAGCUUUCUGCAUUUGUCCGUUUCCCUUUCUACACUCCAAAUAAUAUCCAUCUCAAAGCUAUCUUGCGUUCUGUUUUCGGUAUUGUAGGGGUAAUUUAUAUCCUCUACCGCAGGAAAUGUCUGACGCCUCGACAACCUUUGCAAGCCUGAUGGCUAUUACCAAACGACGCGGUCUUGUUGGGGUGGUAAUCUGCUUUGGCUUGUUGAUGUUGCUUUUCCAGCGAGCGGACUCUGUCCCUACAGUCACUAGGUACGCUUUGGGUAGGAGCCACCACGAAGACGUCUACAAUACCACGUUAGGAUUCCAGAAAGUCUUCACAAUCAGCCUGCAAGAGCGCACAGACAAGAAAGACCUGAGCACCCUGGCUGCAUCAUUUGCAGGCUUCCAGGUUGAAUACCUGCCAGGAGUGCGCCCAGAUGACAUAGCAGAUCAAGCAAUUCCAUCGAACUGGGACACUGGACAGCGCAACCCAGGAGCGCUUGGCUGUUGGAGGGCUCAUAUGAAUGUCCUCCAAAAGAUCAUUUCUGAGGGUAUCCAGUCUGCAUUGAUCACCGAGGACGAUGCGGACUGGUCUCCAUUCCUGAAGGAUCAAUUAUUCGAGAUUGCCACUGGAUCAAGGGCACUUCAGAAUUCGCCGGACUCCACGCCUUCGCCUUACGGUCAUAAUUGGGACUUUCUAUGGCUAGGACAUAACCGUGUUGGCCCCACGGAUUCCAAGCAAGAAUUCUGGGUCAUUGAAAAUGACUUCACAGUACCUCCUCCAUCUCACCGUAAUUCAAGGUGGCGGCAAACGCAUGUACCGGACGAAGUUACCCACAACGACACUCGUCUAUUCUUUCGGGCGUAUGCUGGCAUGUGCUUAUACGGUUAUGCAGUUACUUACGAAGGUGCAAGGAAGAUGCUAUCUUCUAUGUCAGUGCAGCCUCGUAAUCAGCCCGUUGAUCAAAGUGUUUCAGACAUGUGUCGCGGCAAGAUGGCAAAAGGUUUCGAUUGCUACGCGGUGUGGCCGCCCUUGAUGUCAACACACCGUGCAGCUGGAUACACGUCACAGGAUUCCGACAUUAAUCCCCACGAAAAGGGAGACUGGCAUGAUGAAUAUACAUUUGAUAUCCCCUUUAGCACCAUGAUCAAUAUUCCGCGAUUGGUGGAUGGAGCGUCAUCUAUUGUAUCACAGUGGAACGAUACAGAAAUUCAAGAAGUCCCUUGGGAUCCAUCAGCCAGACGUUCUCCAACUGGUUAUCUGAAGCAAUUUCACCUUGGAUCCCUGCCGGCUACAGCAAAGCUCAAUGGAGAAAAGAUCGUAGCACCCUAAUGAGACCUCUGUGUCCGAUCUACCUGACUACUAGAUUCACCCAUAGCUUGCCACAUCCGAACAUCAAUGUACCUUUAGCUUAAUUUAAUAAGUUGCCGUACGGGAUUAU